AUGUAUACCGGUGCCUUGAUUGAUAAUGCCGAAAUGGGUGAAUGGCUAGAUGGCACUAUUGACGCACUUCUUGGUGGAGGCCCACCGGGCCAUGUCUUUGAGGUCGGAACAGGCACCGGCAUGAUCCUGUUCAAUAUCACGGCGGGGCUAGAGAGCUACACUGCGCUUGAGCCAUCAGGCACGGCAGUUGAUUUUGUCCGGGCGGCAGUCACAACUAUUCCUGAUUUGCAAGGCAAGGUCCGGUUGGAGAAGGAAACAGCUGACAAUAUCAGCAAUCUUGACGGGUCUAACUCCGUGGAUGUGGCCGUUAUCAACUCUGUGGCGCAGUAUUUCCCUUCCCCUGAAUAUUUGCUCAAGGUUGUGGAGGACAUCGUGUGCCUGCAAGGCGCCAAACGCAUCUUCCUUGGUGAUAUACGAUCGUAUGCACUGUACGAAGAAUUUCAAGUCAGCAAGACUCUCGCCGGUGAUAGGCAGAAGUUACUCACCCUAGAUGGUUUCCGAUCACAGAUGGCGGAAACCGUCCACAUGGGAGAGGAGCUCUUAUUGAGCAUGUGGAAAUCCUUCUCAAGCGUCAUGGUAGCCACCAACGAGCUCAGUUGUUACCGCUAUGCUGCGGUCUUGCACACGAAGAACCGACAAGCUCAGCCGCGGCACAUCCAUGACGUGGAGGAGGGUCAAUGGGUUGACUUUUCAGUGAGGAGAAUGACCCACGCGUCCCUUUUGGAAUAUCUGCAGCAGCCAACUAUUGAUGCGUCUGUGGUGGCAAUAGGCAAUAUUCCUUAUAAAAAGACUAUCCUGGAUCGACUCAUUGUAGACCAGUUGAAGGGUCGAUUGGUCGACAGGGUUGGUGGACCUGGCUGGCUUGAGUCACUCGAUGAAACCGCCAGACAUAUUCCGUCUCUCGCGCCAGUCGAUCUAAUCAAGCUAGCCGAGCUGUCUGGCUACCAAGUGGAAAUCAGCUGGGCCCGACAACAAACUCAACGUGGCGGACUGGAUGCCAUUUUCCACCACAUUCGGCCGGAUCGCAGGGGGUCAAGGGUGCUAUUCCGCUUCCCAACUGACCAUGAUGAACGACCCCUUCGCCAAUUGAGCAACAACCCGCUACAACAAGCGUCUAAUCGAGAUAUCGAAAAGUGGGUACGGGAGGCCUUGCAUAAGAAAUUACCGCCGUAUAUGGUUCCGAGAAUAGUCAGAGUAUUGGAGCAAAUCUCUGUCAACAGCAAUGGGAAGGUGGACCGCAGGGCUCUAGCAAAUAAGAUUACUGUCGCUGCAUUUCAUAACACUGUGAAUGCUAGAGUAGACCCUCAUGAUGAUGUGGAACGAGUAUUGCUUGCCGCAUUCACAAAGAUGCUGGGCAGAAACAUCGGCAUUUCUGAGAGCUUUUUUGACCAUGAAGGGCACUCUCUGAAUGCGAUGAGGUUGAUCAGUGGAAUUAAUCAGAACUCCAUUCUCGCCUGGCGAUCGGCGAUAUUUUCGAGUGUCCGACCGUUGCCGGCCUGGCGGCAAGGAUCAGAUCAUGGGCGGAUUCGCUGCAUGAAGCUGUCACCUCUCUCAGCUUCUCACCGUUUCCCCUUGUUGGAGGCCUUCUUGCUUAGUCGGUGGACCCGAGUUUUCAUGCACUUCGAUAUCCAUGGUAGGAUCGAUGUGAUUCAGUUAAGAACCGCUUGUCUUGUGGUGAUGCAAAAGCACAGUAUCCUACGCACUGUCUUUACCAGACUUGAGGGACAAUCAGUCCAAGUUGUCUUGAGGGAACCCAACGUUCCGUUUACCUACGGCUCGCUCAGCAGUGAAUUUCAUGAUGAGGUUGUUCCUGAGACUACGCCUGUCCCCACCAAGCUGCCUGCAGAGUACGAACUUGUUUCCCGGUCACAGACUGACCAUUCAAUUAUUGUACGCUUGCUUCAUGCUCAAUGCGAUGGGGCUUCGCUGUCUCUCUUGUUCGCCGGUCUGGAGACAGCCUACAGUGGUCAGCUGCUCUCGCCGACCAUAGCAGUCCCCUUUGCAGACUACGUAUAUGGCUGUGCACAGCUUCGCUCGGCAGAAUCGCCCAGGUUCUGGAAGGACUUUAUAUGGGGAGCUUCUCUUACCACUCUACCGAAUCCAACGCUUGCAGAGGACAACGCUGCAGAUGUAACAACAAUCGUGGCUGGUGAACUUCCCACGCCGCCGCCUGGGAUCACCCUUGCGAUGCUUGUCAAGGCAUUCGCUUUUACCCUGGCGGAGAUGGCCACUACCGAAGAUGUAACAUUCCUGCUGGGGCUAAACACCCGUGGCAUACCCAUCAAAGGAGUGGAAGCGAUUGUUGGACCAUGUAUUAACCGCUGUCCCAUUCGAGUGCAACUGCGGCAGACUUGGACAGUUAGUAAUCUUUGCCAGAGUGUAUAUGACAAUUAUGUUGCCAUUUCCCGACACUGCCAUCUUGAACUUCCCGACAUCAUCGAUAACUGUACUUACUGGCCGAGUGGUAGUGACUUUUCCUGCGGAUUGAAUCAUGUAUCUACAAGCGGUUGCUUCUCCUUCUCAUUAAAGCACACACAGACAUUGCACUCUUCAAUUGAUGCACAGGUCAAUAUGGCCAACCGGCUGUAUGUCCGCUCAUUUGCUGGCGAUCGAACCUGGAGAAUACAGGUACUGGCUUCGAGCAACGUGAUGAACAAUGAGAGGGCUUCCCUGUUCGCUUCGAUGCUUUUGAGAACCGGACAAAGAUUCUCGCAGUAUCCGGAAGCACCUUUAUCUUCUCCUCUUCUACGCUAA
Aspergillus eucalypticola CBS 122712 is the source of this 2754-nucleotide messenger RNA. RefSeq lists its product as uncharacterized. Gene Ontology annotation, biological process: secondary metabolite biosynthetic process; amino acid activation for nonribosomal peptide biosynthetic process. Gene Ontology annotation, molecular function: phosphopantetheine binding; catalytic activity. The record is from RefSeq and is a predicted model, not a curated record. Gene Ontology annotation, cellular component: cytoplasm. The transcript is spliced from 3 exons. NCBI's taxonomy places the organism in Eukaryota, Fungi, Ascomycota, Eurotiomycetes, Eurotiales, Aspergillaceae. The coding region runs from base 1 to 2754 and encodes 917 amino acids.